AUGUCGAAAUUGUUCACUCCCCUCCGUAUAGCCGAUGUGACCCUUGCGCACCGCGUGGUCAUGGCUCCUAUGACUCGUUUCCGCACAGAUGAUGAUCACAUUCAAUCUUCUCUGGCUGUGGAAUACUAUUCACAGAGGGCUGCAGUGCCAGGAACCCUGCUAAUCACAGAGUCAACGUUGAUUUCGCCCAGCCACGCGGGUUUCCCUCAUUCGCCCGGUCUCUGGACCGACGACCAGGUAAAGGCAUGGACAAAAGUGGUGGAAUCCGUGCACGCGCGUGGCUGUUAUAUUUUUGCUCAACUGCUUGCCCCCGGUCGUGCGGCGGAUGAAAUGUCCUUGCAGAAAGAAGCCGGUCAUGGUAUCUUGUCCUCGAGCCCGGUGCCGCUGACGGAUAAUGUUCCAAUUCCCACUGCUAUGUCAGAAAGCCAAAUUCACUCCGCCGUGGCUGACUACGUGAAGGCGGCAAAGAACGCGAUGCGUGCGGGCUUCGACGGUGUUGAAAUACACGGGGCAAACGGGUAUCUCCCAGAUCAAUUUUUGCAGGACACAUGCAACCAGAGAUCAGACAGGUGGGGUGGAAAUAUUGAAAAUCGAGCCCGUUUUGCCAUUGAGAUUGCCACCGCCGUUAGUGAAGCUGUUGGUGCCAACAAAGUCGGAUACCGAAUGAGCCCGUGGAGUACGUUCCAAGGAAUGCGAAUGGCCGAUCCUAUUCCUCAAUUCUCGUAUCUUAUUGAGAAGCUGCGUGACUUGAAGCUUGGAUAUAUCCACGUGAUUGAAUCCCGUGUGAGCAACAACGUGGACAUCGAGAAGACUGAAGGCAUAGAGUUCGCCCUAGAAAUUUGGGGAAGGACUUCGCCCGUUCUAGUGGCCGGUGGGUUUUCUCCGGCUUCUGCGAAACACGCGGUCGGCGUUGAGUACUGGAGCCACGAUGUUGCCAUUGUUUUUGGCCGACAUUUCCUUGCCAAUCCUGAUCUCCCGUUUCGAAUCCAGCACGGCCUGGAGCUGAACAAGUACGAUCGGCCUUCUUUUUAUACCCCCAAAGUGAGUACAGGACGGGUGCUGAGUCAGCCCACAAAGCGUGCAAAAUCGUCCGCCGACUCUUUCGGAUUCGACACUCCUCCUACUUCGACGACUAACGACAACAGGGUCAAGAUGAGUCACCGCAAGUACGAAGCGCCUCGCCACGGCUCCCUUGCCUACCUCCCGCGCAAGCGCGCCGCCCGUCACCGUGGAAAGGUCAAGAGCUUCCCCAAGGAUGACCCCAAGAAGCCCGUCCACCUGACGGCCUCCAUGGGCUACAAGGCCGGUAUGACCACCAUCGUCCGUGACCUUGACCGUCCCGGUGCCAAGAUGCACAAGAAGGAGGUUGUUGAGGCCGUGACUGUCAUCGAGACUCCUCCUCUCGUUGCCGUUGGUGUCGUUGGCUACAUCGAGACUCCCCGCGGUCUCCGCUCGCUCACCACCGUCUGGGCUGAGCACCUGAGCGACGAGCUCAAGCGCCGCUUCUACAAGAACUGGUACAAGAGCAAGAAGAAGGCCUUCACCAAGUACGCCAAGUCGCACGCCGAGGAGAAGGGUGCCUCCGUCACCCGCGAGCUGGAGCGCAUGAAGAAGUACUGCACCGUUGUGCGCGUGCUCGCCCACACCCAGAUCCGCCAGACCCCGAUCAAGCAGAAGAAGGCCCACCUCAUGGAGAUCCAGGUCAACGGUGGCUCCGUCGCCGACAAGGUCGACUUCGCCCAGAACCUGUUCGAGAAGACCAUCGACAUCGACUCCAUCUUCGAGAAGGAUGAGAUGAUUGAUGUCAUCGCCGUCACCAAGGGUCACGGUUUCCAGGGUGUCACCUCCCGUUGGGGUACCACCAAGCUGCCCCGCAAGACGCACAAGGGUCUGCGCAAGGUUGCCUGUAUCGGUGCCUGGCACCCUAACCACGUCCAGUGGACUGUGGCCCGUGCCGGUCAGAUGGGUUACCACCACCGUACCUCUUGCAACCACAAGGUCUUCCGCAUUGGCAAGGGUUCCGAUGAGGGUAACGCCUCGACCGAGUUCGACAUCUCCAAGAAGCAGAUCACUCCUCUGGGUGGCUUCGUUCACUACGGUGAGGUCAAGAACGACUUCGUCAUGCUCAAGGGUUCCGUCCCCGGUGUCAAGAAGCGUGUCAUGACUCUGCGCAAGACCCUGUACCCGCAGACCAACCGGAGGGCCACCGAGAAGGUCGAGCUCAAGUGGAUCGACACCUCGUCCAAGUUCGGCCACGGUGCUUUCCAGACCCCCGAGGAGAAGCGCGCCUUCCUGGGUACCCUCAAGAAGGACCUGAUUACUACUGUUUAA
Messenger RNA from Penicillium riverlandense, 2331 nucleotides. It is a transcript of the gene rpL3, whose product is annotated as 60S ribosomal uL3 domain-containing protein. Lineage: Eukaryota; Fungi; Ascomycota; Eurotiomycetes; Eurotiales; Aspergillaceae. Gene Ontology annotation, cellular component: ribosome; cytosolic large ribosomal subunit. The transcript has 7 exons. Gene Ontology annotation, biological process: translation; ribosomal large subunit assembly. Gene Ontology annotation, molecular function: RNA binding; structural constituent of ribosome; oxidoreductase activity. Bases 1 to 2331 code for a protein of 776 amino acids. The record is from RefSeq and is a predicted model, not a curated record.